Panicum virgatum (switchgrass) is the source of this 1492-nucleotide messenger RNA. RefSeq names its product 2-oxoglutarate-dependent dioxygenase DAO-like. NCBI's taxonomy places the organism in Eukaryota, Viridiplantae, Streptophyta, Magnoliopsida, Poales, Poaceae. Gene Ontology annotation, molecular function: dioxygenase activity; indole-3-acetaldehyde oxidase activity. The transcript is spliced from 3 exons. The coding region runs from base 406 to 1305 and encodes 299 amino acids. The record is from RefSeq and is a predicted model, not a curated record. Gene Ontology annotation, biological process: auxin catabolic process.
AAAGAUUGGUGGCGUCCACUUCGACUCUUCGAGGUGUACUACAGAGCUACCGUGCCGUGCGGUCCAACGAGUUUCCACUUGCUGAUUGGCCUGCUGCCGCUUCACAGUUUCUUCCCGAUCAGCUGGCUACGCGAUCCGAUGGCAAGAAAAGCCAAGCCUUGACGUGGAACGCGCGGUGUGUCGGUCGCCUGUCUCACCAAACCGGCGAGCGAGCAGGGAGGUCGUGGCGUGGCGCCGCAGGGCUCACGGUGCCGCCCGCCCCGACAAGCGGCGGCGCCCGUGCUCCCCCCCGCAGCCGCGCCUCUAAACUAAAUACAGCACCAGGCCCGGCACCGAGCGAGGCCAAGCCAGUCCCGCGGUGCGUCCGGUCCGGGGGAGUAGAGCCGACCGGCUCCGGCAGCGGGGAUGGCGGUGGAGAUCCCGUUGAUCGACCUGCGCCUGGCCGGCGCGGCGCCGGAGGAGUCCGCGCGCCUGCGGGCCGCGUGCGAGCGGCUGGGCUGCUUCCGCGUGACCGGCCACGGCGUGCCCGGGGGUCUCCUGGCCGAGAUGAAGGCCGCCGUGCGCGCGCUCUUCGACCUCCCCGACGACGCCAAGCGCCGCAACGCCGACGUCAUCCCCGGGAGCGGCUACGUCGCGCCCAGCGCCGCCAACCCGCUCUACGAGGCCUUCGGGCUCCUCGACGCCGCCGCGCCCGCCGACGUCGACGCCUUCUGCGCGCGCCUCGACGCGCCGCCGCACCUCAGGGAGACCGUCAAGGCCUACGCGGAGAAGAUGCACGACGUGAUCGUCGACGUCGCCGGCAAGCUGGCCUCCAGCCUUGGGCUGGCGGAGCACUCGUUCGAGGACUGGCCGUGCCAGUUCCGCAUCAACCGGUACAACUACACGCAGGACACGGUGGGCUCCUCCGGCGUGCAGACCCACACGGACUCGGGCUUCCUCACCGUGCUCCAGGAGGACGAGUGCGUCGGCGGCCUCGAGGUGCUGGACCCGGCCACCGGCGAGUACGUGCCCGUCGACCCCGUCGCCGGCUCCUUCCUCGUCAACAUCGGCGACGUCGGCACGGCGUGGAGCAACGGGAGGCUGCACAACGUGAAGCACCGGGUGCGCUGCGUCGCGCCGGUGCCGCGCAUCUCCGUCGCCAUGUUCCUCCUCGCGCCCAAGGACGACAGGGUGAGCGCGCCGGAGGCGUUCGUGGACGCGGACCACCCGCGCCGCUACAGGGAGUUCAACUACGACGACUACAGGAGGCUCCGGCUGUCCACCGGCGAGCGCGCCGGCGAGGCGCUCGCCCGGUUGGCGGCGUGACGUGGGCCACGCGGCCGGCUGCAAAUUGGGAGCUGUUGAUUACUCCUAUACACUAGUGCUACUCCGUAUCGGCUGUCUCGUUGACCCGUUGUGAAUUGGUAUGGAGAAGAAGGAUUGGCAAUUAUGUCGCCAUGUGAUUUGGUAUGGAGUCUUGAUCAAUAAAAUCUCGUGUCAUUUGAAAGUCGCA